Gymnogyps californianus (California condor) is the source of this 1571-nucleotide messenger RNA. It is a transcript of the gene REM1, whose product is annotated as RRAD and GEM like GTPase 1. Lineage: Eukaryota; Metazoa; Chordata; Aves; Accipitriformes; Cathartidae. Gene Ontology annotation, cellular component: plasma membrane. The record is from RefSeq and is a predicted model, not a curated record. Gene Ontology annotation, molecular function: GTPase activity; calcium channel regulator activity; GTP binding. Gene Ontology annotation, biological process: negative regulation of high voltage-gated calcium channel activity. The transcript has 4 exons. Bases 62 to 952 code for a protein of 296 amino acids.
GCGGGGCUGCCGGGGCUCCUCGGGGCAGCCUCUCCCAGCCCCGCUGCCCUCGGUGCCGCAGAUGACCCUGAACACGCAGCGCGGGAGCAAGAGCCCGCUGCGGAGGAGGGCCAGCACCCCUCUCCCGCGGCCGGGGGUACCGGGUGCCACGCCACGGGGCGAGCUCUGCCACCCCCAGCUCGGUCACUCCGCAUCCGAACCGGGCGGCAGGGCCGCGGCACCCCGGGACAGCUGGUCCUCCGACUCCUCGGAGUCCUCUGGCUCCUGGGAGCCCCAGUAUCGUGUGGUGCUGCUGGGCGACCCUGGCGUGGGUAAGACCAGCCUGGUCAACCUCUUUGCCGGAGUCCAGGAUGCCGUGCCAACCGGGCUCUCCCGGCGUCUUGCAGAGGCCGCGUACAAGCGCACGCUGUCCGUGGAUGGCGAGGAGACGACGUUGCUGGUGAUGGACACCUGGGAGCCGGAGCAGCGGGGUGAGGAGAGCUGGCGCCGCAGCCAGUGCCUGCAGGUGGGGAACGCCUACGUCAUCGUCUACUCCAUCACCGACCGGGGCAGCUUUGAGAGCGCCUCGGAGCUGCGCAUCCAGCUGCGCCGCGCGCGGCAGGCCGAGGACAUCCCCAUCAUCCUGGUGGGGAACAAAACCGACCUGGUGCGGUGCCGCGAGGUCUCCGUCGAAGAGGGCCGUGCCUGCGCCGUGGUGUUCGACUGCAAGUUCAUCGAGACGUCGGCGGCUCUGCAGCACAACGUCGCCGAGCUCUUCGAGGGGGUGGUACGGCAGAUCCGCCUGCGCCGCGGGGGCAAGGAGGCCCGCGCCCGCCCCGCGCCCAGCCAGAAGCGCAAGGAGAGCCUCACCAAGAGAGCCCGGCGCUUCCUCGACAGGCUGGUGGCCAGGAACAGCAGCAAAGUGGCCCUCAAAGUCCGCUCCAAGUCCUGCCACGACCUGUCUGUGCUCUGAGAGCCGCCGCCUUCCCGUCCCUCCGCACACACAAGCUGGGACUCUCCUCUCUGCCAGCAGCGUGGCCGGCGGCUCCACGGAGAGCCCAGACAGGGCCGGAGCGAUGCUGAGGACGUGGAGCUGUUUUAACCGGUGCUGAGGGAUGCCCGGGGUGCUCUGGAUCCGGCCGCUUCCCCUCCAGGAGGGGGGACAAGUGGGGCUGGGUCCCCUGGGCUGCACCCGUGGAGCAGAGGGUGAGACGGACACCUGCACUUGGGGUGGUGGGAUCCUGGCUUACAGGCGCUCCUGGGGAGCCGGAGGUGAGGGGUGGCCGUGCCCCGGUGCAGGGCUGCCCGCAGGGCUGGAGGCUGCCGGGAGCGUGGCAGGUACCGCUCGUGGUGCCCGUCCGUCGCAGGGCAGCAGGGACCGGCGAGGGCACCAUAGUGGCGUCCGUCCUGGAGCCUAGCUGGGGAGAGGGGCUGGAGGAACACCGGCAGCACCGCCUGGCACCCCCGGCCCCUCCGCGCCAGGGCUUCGUGCCACGUCUCCCCGGCACCAGUGUUUCUUGGACUGAGGUUUUUCUGCUGUCUCUGUACUGGUGCAAUGGGGGAAACCCUUGAUCUUGCAGAAUAAACAGCAU